CUUUUCAUAUGAAUCCUAAUACCAUUGCAAUUCCUAAAAAAGGGUCUGUUUUUUCCACUUUUGAAAAAGCCCGUGCAUUUAUAGAAAACUAUGCUGCACAUACCAAUACCGUUAUAUUCUUGGCGAAAACAACUAAAAAUAAAGAUGGUAGUGGUUAUAGACAAGAGCAGUAUAAUGGUAAAAAAGAAAAAUACAUCACUAAGCAAAUAGGUUGCUCAUUUGUUGCUAGAAUAAAUUAUAGCAAACAUGAAAAAAAGUUUGCUAUAACAAAAUUAUGCUUAGAGCAUAAUCAUGAAGUUAAUCCGGAUGCCAGAAAGUUUAGCAGUAAUAUGCGUAAAUUUGAUCUGAAUGAACUAGGCAUGAUUAGAGAGCUUCAUAAUAAUGGACUACGAAUUAAAGACAUAUAUGCUAUUUUAACCUCAAUUAGCUCAAAGUACACUUUGCAAAAUGAUGAAAAUAUUAUGUUAGGCAUAGCAACUAAACCUGCAUACAAUGAUGAAUGUGAUCAGGAUGGUUCAUUUAUACAAGCAAUUUUCUGGGCUUAUCGAAGUGCAGUCUUUGAGUUUGCAAUAGCUAAAGAU
Messenger RNA from Racocetra persica, 581 nucleotides. The record is from the annotation of a GenBank genome assembly. Lineage: Eukaryota; Fungi; Glomeromycota; Glomeromycetes; Diversisporales; Gigasporaceae.